AUGGCGGUCCUCCAAAUCAGCCUUGUCAUUGCCGCCUACAUCGUCUACAAACUCAUAUCAUCCUACAUAGCAGACAGACGCUUCAACUCCUUCGCUGAGAAGAAUGGCUGCUUGCCCCCAGCCGAUGUCUCCGAGCCCUUCCCAUGGGGCUUCAGACGACUCUACCGCAUCUUGCGCGUGAAGAAGACCGGCGAAGACGUCCUCGACGACAUCAUCAUGUCCGACUUCGACGAGGCUGGAGGCAGCCGAACGAUUCAAUUCAAGGUUUUUGAUGGGUCGACUAUGUUUAUGACGGCGGAUCCGGGGGUGCUGCAGGCCAUGCUUGCGACCCAGUUUAACGACUUUGGGACCGGGAAGCGGCGGUAUGAUGUCUUUAAGCCGCUUGUUGGGAAGAGUAUCUUCUCAUCCGAUGGGCCGUUCUGGGAGCAUUCACGUGCCCUCUUCAGACCCCAAUUUGCGAGAGAGAAUAUCAACGACCUCGAAGCCACCGAAAACGCGUCCUCUGCGCUUAUCACUGCCCUUGGUCAGACUGACAGCAAUGGGUGGACAUCUGGAGACGAAGUCCUGCCCUUGGUGUACAACUUCACCCUUGACACUGCUACGGACUUUCUUUUCGGACAGUCAGUAGAAUCUCAACGGAUUGCGAUAGCGGCCAGGUCUGGGUCUGGAGCAUACCAAGACCACAGUACAAGGGAACAAAUAGAGGAGGCCAAGAAUUUUACAGACUCCUUUGGCAUCAUGAACGACUAUCUCAUCAUGCGCAUCCGAAUGCAAAGUCUAUGGUGGCUCGGUGACAGCCUGAACCUUCGCAGGGCAAUCAGAAGGAUACAAAGAUUCGUGGACCCCAUCGUCAAGCGCUCCAUCGACACUGCUACCUCUUCUGCGAAGCGGGAAGAAAAGAAGCAAAGUCUGAUGAACAAUCUAGCGACACAGACACAAGACAGAACAGAACUACGGAAUCAGGCCCUGGCUAUCCUCCUGGCCGGGCGAGAUACCACUGCUGGGAUGCUCGGCUGGGCACUAACACGACUCGCGCUGCAUCCUGAGGUCUUCGCUAAGCUGCGCAGCACUGUGCUACAGGAGUUCCAGCCUGGCGAUCCCAUCACAUUCGCCAAACUGAAGGGUUGUCGAUAUCUCCAGCACUUCCUCAACGAGGUCUUGCGACUUCACCCGACUGUCCCGGUGAACCAAAGAUCAGCCUUCAAAGACACCGUUCUACCGGUCGGCGGCGGUCGGGACGGCCAGUCACCAAUGGCUGUGCGGAAGGGCACAGUCAUCCUCUUCAGCGUGUACAUUAUGCAUCGACGCAAGGAACUCUGGGGUGAAGAUGCUCUGGAGUUCAGACCGGAGAGGUGGAGCGAGCAGCGGUAUCCGGCAUGGCAGUUUUUGCCCUUCUUGGGUGGCCCGAGAAUAUGUCUGGGACAGCAGUUCGCUUUGACAGAAGCAAGCUAUCUGCUCGUUCGGCUCCUGCAGCAGUUCGAUGCCAUGGAGCCGACGAAUGCAGCGGAGGCGCAGAAGCUGAAGAAGGGACUCGGGGUUACAAUGUGGCCUGGCGAUGGGACGAAGGUGCGCUUUCGGAAAGCUGCUUCUACUUGA
This is a messenger RNA of Saxophila tyrrhenica, 1596 nucleotides long. RefSeq lists its product as uncharacterized. NCBI's taxonomy places the organism in Eukaryota, Fungi, Ascomycota, Dothideomycetes, Mycosphaerellales, Extremaceae. Gene Ontology annotation, molecular function: oxidoreductase activity, acting on paired donors, with incorporation or reduction of molecular oxygen; heme binding; monooxygenase activity. The coding region runs from base 1 to 1596 and encodes 531 amino acids. The transcript is spliced from 4 exons. The record is from RefSeq and is a predicted model, not a curated record.